GUUCCAUCGACUGAAAUACCAACAUUAUAUCCUGGAAUCGAUUUGGAUGAAGAAGUGAAUUGGAUGAAGUGGGCAAAUGUUAAUGGGAAAAUAGAUAUUCAUCGAUUAAGUGGCUCAGUCGGUGAUCUUUUGAUCGAAAUGGACCAUCAGUGGUCAAAAUUUAUUAUGCAUUCCUACAUAACACAUGCUCAAUUCGAGCACAUUCGUACUUUAAAACAGUCACUUGCAUCUGAUUCGGCUCUCGUUCAUAUGGACUUCGCCGAAAACUACAUUAUUAACAUCGUUAUAGUAUCUGACUAUUUAAGUCAUGAUACAACAUUUGUAUCUUGUGCACAAAAAUUGAUCUGCAAUCAUAUUAAAACAUUUUAUCCAUUAGUGACGACUAUUCUGUACUUAAGUGAUGGGUGUUCUGGUCACUUUAAAAAUAACUUCUCGAUGCUAAAUUUGAUAAAACAUUAUGAAGAUUAUCAGUACAAGGCUGAGUGGAUAUUUUAUUCGACUAGUCAUGGAAAAGGUCCAGUGGAUGGCUUAGGAGCUGUUGUUAAGAGUGCCGCACGUCGUGAAACUAUGAUAGUAGAUGGUCCACAAAAGGCUUUGCUUUCACCGGUCGAGUUCUAUGAUUUCUUAAAGCAGAAAUUCUGCAGCAAAUCCACAAACUCCAUAUUGGACAUGCCACACAUCCAUAUAGGACAGAUAGCAAAUAGCGAGAAAAUACAUAUAUGGUAUCUAAGUGAAUUUAAUAUCAGCGAACAUUUCGAUGAGUAUCUAUCCGAUCGCUGUAAAACUCGUCCUUCUACUGGACCUAUAUUUGGAAUACGAUCGUAUCAUCAUUUUCAAUCGCUUGACAAUGCCACCAUUCGUUGUAAAACAACCAGUGAUUCAAUGAGUUAUGAAGAUUUUACAAUGUUCAUAAAACAUCAGUCAAAACUGAAAUGCGUAAAACGUGUGUUGACAAUGAAUGAUGUUAAUGUUAAUGACUAUAUUGCUGUCGAAUACCAAGAUGAUUGGUGGCUAGCGAUGAUUCAAGCUCUCGAACCUACUUUAAAAGAGCUACACGUGACAUUUCUCCAUCCACCCGGGCCACGAACAUCAUUUAAAUUUCCUGUCCGACCAGAUGAGCUCAAUAUUGAACUAGGAAAUGUCAUAUGUUUGCUUUGCCAACCUCCGACACUUGGUACACGAUACAACUACACAAUUCAACAGCAUCUAUGCGACGAGAUACAAGAGCUUUUCUCUGAAUAUUAA
This is a messenger RNA of Rotaria socialis, 1245 nucleotides long. NCBI's taxonomy places the organism in Eukaryota, Metazoa, Rotifera, Eurotatoria, Philodinida, Philodinidae. The record is from the annotation of a GenBank genome assembly.